This is a messenger RNA of Talpa occidentalis (Iberian mole), 4169 nucleotides long. RefSeq names its product BAI1 associated protein 3 (gene BAIAP3). The transcript is spliced from 33 exons. The coding region runs from base 1 to 3441 and encodes 1146 amino acids. The record is from RefSeq and is a predicted model, not a curated record. Lineage: Eukaryota; Metazoa; Chordata; Mammalia; Eulipotyphla; Talpidae.
AUGUCGGCCUUGCAGGGCCUCAAGAGCAGCGUGCUGCGGCAGCGCCCGUCCCUCCGGCGCCGCGCCGAGGAGGAGCCCGGCCGCGCCCUGGUGGACCCGCCGGCCACGGGAGCCUGGACGCCCGCGGGCGGCGCCGAGUUCUUCGCCCACAUGCGCCUGGUGCUGCGGAAGGGGGACGGCAGACGGUGCCUGCCGCGUCCCGAGGUCCUCCUGCGCAGCAGCUCACCAGCUCCCGCGGAGCCUGUGGACCCCGCUCGCGGCCUGAGGGCGCUGACCCCCGAGGAGGUGGAGAUGCUCUACGAGGAAGCCUUGUACACGGUCCUGCACCGAGCGGGCGCCAUGGGCCCUGACCAGGUGGACGACCAGGAGGCCCUGCUGGAAUACCUGCGGCAGGUGUUCGGCGCCAGCCCCGAGGAACACGCCGUGGCGCUGCAGCGGGCACAGGACAGCAAGGCCCCCACGUACGUCCUGAAAGUCUCUGUCAUGCGGGCCAAGAACCUGCUGGCCAAAGACCCCAACGGCUCCAGCGACCCGUACUGCGUGCUGGGCAUCCUGCCGGCCUCGGGUGCCCCAUGGGAGGCCGCCCGGUACCCGCAGCAGCGCUCCCGCCUCCCCAAGGGCAGCACGCGCGGCGGCCCCCUGCCGGCCAAGUGCGUCCAGGCCACGGCGGUCCAGAGCAGCACCCUGAACCCCGUCUGGACGGAGCACUUCCUCCUUGAAGUCGAGGACGUCCGCACAGACCAGCUGCGACUGGACGUCUGGGACCACGACGAUGACGUCUCCCUGGUGGAAGCGUGCCGGAAGCUGAACCAAGUCAUCGGCCUAAAGGGCAUGGGCAGGUACUUCAAGCAGGUGGUCAAGGCAGCCCGCACAAAUGGCCCGGCAGGGGCCGGUGAGGACCACACGGAUGACUUCCUGGGGCGCCUGGACAUCCCCAUCCGGGAGGUGCCCGUGGCCGGGGUGGACCGCUGGUUCAAGCUGGAGCCCCGCUCCAGCGCCUCCCGCGUGCAGGGGGACUGCCAGCUGGUCCUCAAGCUGAUCACCACGCAGAGGGACACGGCCCUGAGCCGGCGGGGCAGGCCCGGCUUCCUGUCCUACCUGCUGCUGCUCAGCCGUCUGCUGCAGUUCGAGCACCUGGCUGAGGAGCCCAACCCCGGCGGCUGGCGCGGCGAGCUCAGCGGGCCUGCGGCCACCGUCCUCUGCCUGCUGGGCGCCCAGAGCGACCUGUCCGCGCUGCAGCUGGCGGUGCUGCACUGGCAGGUCAGCAGCCGCCACCACCAGGCCCGCACCUUGGACUACGGCUACCUGCUGGGGCUGCUGGAAGACGUGCAGGCGCACUGGGAGGAGGCCGCCUCCCUGCCCCAGGAGCAGGAGGAGAGCCUGGCCGACAGCUUCUCCACCUUCGCCGAGUUUGGGCUGGGGCUGCUGAGCCAGCUCCGAGACUACUUCCCCGCCACCAACAGCACGGCCGUCGACCGCCUGGAGCUGCUGCUGAAGUGUCUUGGCAAACUGCAGCUCUUCCAGCCUUCCUCGGAGGUCUGCCCCUUCAGGACGGGGCUAAACAUGGACAUCGCUGGAACCCUAAAGAGAGGCAACCGCGAAUGGUACGACAGGCUCCUGAACGCCAAGAGUCCUCGGGAGCAGCCGGGGCCGCAGCGCCUUGCCGGGCUGGUCGCACUGGCCGAUGCCGUCUACGACGACCUGCAGUCCUGCUAUGGCAUCUACGCCGGCCUCUUCCACAGCAUCAAGAUCGACAUCUUCACCCUCACCUUCCGGCAGCUGGAGUGUCUGGUGGCUGAGGAGGCCUGGGUGCUCGCAGAGGAGCUGAGCCCCAAGCUGACCCCCGAGGUGGCCUCGGCGCUCCUCGAGCUCUACCUGACCCUGGCGGACAUCCAGCGUUUCUGGCGCUGCAUCCCCGGCCGGGACGGCCGCUCCCUGGCCCUGGCCGGCAUCCACGAGCAGUUUCUGCCCGCCGUGAAGCUCUGGCUGCAGGCGCUGCGGGACCAGGCCAAGUGGCGGCUUCAGGGCGCCGUGGACGUGGACACACUGGAGCCCACGGAGGCCUCCUCCAAGCACAGCAGCUCUGCGGCCACUGCAAGCCUCUGCUUCAGCCACAUCCAGGAGCUCUGGGCCCGCUUGGCAUGGCCGGACCCUGCCCAGGCCCGGGAACUGGGCGCCCAGCUCAGCCAGGACCUGGGUGAGGCGGCCCUUUUCUACACCGAGGUGCUGCGGAAGAAGGUGCACACCCCGCCCAGGGCGGUGGGCGAGGCGGCGAGUGAGCAGCUCUGCGUGGUGCUCAACGACUUGGAGCUGGUGCGCAAGGCCGCCGGGCAGGCGCUGCGGGGCCUGGCCCCGCCGGAGGGGGCCCCGGGACCCCAGGGGUUGCUCCCGCGCCCCCUGCUCAGCUGCGCGCAGGCCCUGGAGGAGAACCUGCAGCAGGAGGCCGGCACCGUGACGGCACACCUGACCUCGCAGAUGGCGGGCGACAUCACGAAGUACGUGCAGCACGUCAGCCUCUCCCCGGACUCCAUCCAGAGCGAGGAGGCGGCGGCCCCUCUCCUCAAGUACCUGGACGCGAAGCUGGUGCUGCUGAGCGCGGCGCUGGAGGAGGCGUGCCUGAGCAGGAUGCUGGAGGCCCUCUGGGAGCUGCUCCUACGGGCCAUCCUGCAGGCGCUGGGCGCCCACCGCGAUGUCUCUGCCGACUUCUACAGCCGGUUCCAGUUCACGCUGGAGGCCCUGGUCUGCUUCUUCCACGCCGAGGGCCAGGGCCUGCCCCUGGAGUGCCUGAGGAACGGGAGCUACCAGAGACUGGAGGAGGAGCUGCGCCUGCACCGGUGUUCCGUGCGCGAGGGCAUCGAGCAGUACUACCUGGACAAGCUCAAGCAGCGGCCCCUGGAGCAGAGCCGGUUCGGGCGCCUGAGUGUGCGCUGCCACUACGAGGUGGCCGAGCAGCGGCUGGCCGUGGAGGUGCUGCAUGCUGCUGACCUGCCGCCCCUGGAUGCCAACGGUCUGAGCGACCCAUUUGUGAUCGUGGAGCUGGGCCCGCCACACCUCUUCCCGCUGGUCCGCAGCCAGAGGACACAGGUCAAGAGCCGGACCCUGCACCCCGUGUACGAGGAGCUCUUCCACUUCUCCGUGUCGGCAGAGGCCUGUCGCCGCCGCGGCGCCUGCGUGCUGUUCACGGUCAUGGACCAUGACUGGCUGUCCACCAACGACUUCGCGGGGGAGGCAGCCCUCGGCCUGGGCGGCGUGUGCGGCGUCGCGAGGCACCCCGUGGGAGGGAGCGUCAGGGGCCCACAACCCAUCACUCUGCACCUGCGCCGGCCCAGGGCCCAGGUGAAGUCCGCCCUGAGGAUGCUGGAGGGCCGGCCGGACAAGGAGGCCCAGGAGUUUGUCAAGAGGCUCAAGGAGCUGGAGAAGUGCAUGGAGGCGGACCCCUGAGCCGUGGCCACGCCCCAUGUCCCCAUGGUGUCCUGCCUCGCCCUGUGGCCAACACUUGGCGCCCCCCCACACGCGUGUGCACGUGUCUAUGUAUGGCGGGACCCCGGCCCCUCGCCCCCACUCGCUCUGGCUGUGCCGUGUGCGCUGAGGCCCCUGCGCCCACCCUGAAUCUGGACAGCUGACCGGCCGCGCGGGUCCCAGGCAGGGGCUCAGCGGGUGGGGUGGUGCUGCCGCCGGGGUCAGGCGGGGACAUGCGCCAGCAUCACACAGCAGGGCAGACGCACCCCCGGAGGCCGUGGGCCCAGAGCUGUCCAGAGUCCCGUCCCGUCUGCUGGGGCCGGCCUCCCAGGGCUGAGAGGCAGGAAGGCCUGAGUCUGAGCCAGGACGCCAAGCCUUGGUGGAGUCACCCCCGGACCCCGGUGCAUGUGUACGCGGCCUCACCCAGCUGGGCUCCAGAACCCCCCACCCACACGGUCUGCGAAGGGACCGGCCUGGACUGCGACCGCCUCCAGCCCCCUCCUGGCUCCCAGGCUUAAAGCUGGGGGAUGCUGCGCCCCAGCGUGCGCCCAGCUGCCCUCCCCGGGGCUGACGGGCCCAGCGCAAAGAAACAGAUCACGCGUGUCUCCAGGCCUGCAGCUUCAUUGCGGGGCCGGGGCCCAGUCGCCCGCCCGCCUCCCACCCGCUGCGUGUCCGUGCUCCCUGCUGCUUCGCCCGGAAAAUACACAUGU